Messenger RNA from Penicillium maclennaniae, 210 nucleotides. RefSeq lists its product as uncharacterized. The record is from RefSeq and is a predicted model, not a curated record. The transcript has a single exon. Bases 1 to 210 code for a protein of 69 amino acids. NCBI's taxonomy places the organism in Eukaryota, Fungi, Ascomycota, Eurotiomycetes, Eurotiales, Aspergillaceae.
AUGGGCCAGGAGAGGGCGUGUGAGCGUAAGGUUGAGGCGACGGAGAAUGGCCGUAUGGCCGAGGCGAAGGAGUAUGCGCAUAGGGUGGAUGUGAAGGCGGACCAAGCUGCUGAGGAUAGGGAGCAGGCCCCGAGUAAGAGGGCCGUUGAUAGUGCCCUUGAUAGGGCGCGUGGUAGGGCUGAGGCGGGGGAGGCGGACGCUGCCAAUUAG